CUAUCUAUCUAUCUGUCUGUCUGUCUGUCUGUCUGUCUGUCUGUCUGUCUGUCUGUCAACUGACCCACUGUAAUAUUCAGAUGACCACAGUGCAUGUGAUCCCUGAAGGUCAGCUGUUCUUUCACAGCUAUCACGUAGAUGUCAUGUGAGGUUUAACCGGGUUUCCAGUAGGGGGCAGUAAUGUUCCUGUCAUAAUCAACAGAAAGCAUCAAAUAACAGAUAAAGUAAAAGUGAAUGCAGUGAUACUGUGAGUCACAGCAGGUCCACUACCUAACUGAGGUGUUCAGUUGUUUACAGGAGAAACAGAGAGACUGGUGUGAGGAGAUCUGAUCUGUCCAAGACACGUUCACUGACAAAGCAGGAUGUUUCACAGCUGCUGUUGGGAAAAUGUGCAGAGACUGUUCUUCAAAACUUCUCUCCUUUCUACUCACGUCUUGGUUUGCUAACUGUGCAGUUCCUCAGAAUAUAUCUGCUAGAGAGGGAUUCACUGUUGUCCUGCCAUGUAAAUUUAAGGUGAUGUCUCUCCAGAGACUGUAUGUCGGGUGGCGCACGGAUCAAAAGGUGGUGUUUAUGCGUCUGGAUAACGACUCGUAUCAGGGGGAGGGAUACGAGGGUCGUGUGGACGUUCCUGAGGACGAGCUGCGUAAAGGGAACUGCUCUCUGGUGAUGAAGAACAUCAGUGUUACUGAUGCAGGAAUCUACAGGAGCUACCUGAAGAGGUUCACUCAGAGUGUAGAACUCUCAGUCGAUGAAACCCCAGAAAAGCCAUCUGUCUCAGGUGACGCAGGAGUGAACUCUCCUCAUCCGCUGGUCAUCAUCACAUCACUGCUCACCUUUUUACUCUUUCACGCCUGGAGUAAGGAGUUAAAGUCAUCACAGCCUCCUGUGUAGUGAAGACUCAGAUAUACACUGUAAAAAACACCGUAAACUUUUCACCUGGAGGAAAAUUCACCUUUCUGUUGAAAGUCUGCAGUGUUGAACCAUUGUGUCAUGAUCUAACAAACCAUCAAGAUCAGGAUCAGGAUCAGACAGAUAGCAGGAAAAACAGCUGAUUUAGAUAUCAGAGGAAAAAUCAGUGAACUAUUUCUGAUCCUGAAACAAAUGUAAAAGUUUGGAAUUGGAAUUAGAUUUUUAGAUGCUGUAAAUGUUUACAUCUGUUUCUUUAGUUUAUUCAUAUUGGAUAGAUUUGUUCGGCUUUAUUAUGUGUAAAGUUUAUACUAUUUACUGGUGUCAUGUUUCUAGAUUUUUAUUGGUUCCAAUAUUUUUUAGGAAACAUUUUAGCUUACACAUUAGCUUAGAACUUUUUAUGAAAAAACAAAAACAAAAAAUAAACAGUACAGAAUUUUUUCUGCUCCUCAAGGUUUCAGUAACGCUAUAAAAAAAGAUUAAAAGUUGUUUUGUGCCAAAUCUAAUAGGUAUAAACCCACAUGUGAAAAGAAAAAUCACUGUAAUGUCCUCUGGCCACAUGUGUAACUCUGACUCACUUUCCAGCACUGAAUGGGAAAUGUUGCUGAUUUAUUAUUAUUAUUAUUGUUAUUAUUGUUAUUAUUAUUAUUAUUAUUAGUAGUAGUAGUAGUAUGUUUUUUUAUGUUCUACUUAAAAAAGAGAAAGAAUUAGAUGUUUUUGUAAUUUUUUUAACAUUUAGAACUUUUGUUUGCAAAAGGAAAAAAAAAGGAAAACCAUCAGACCGUCACUGUGUCAUUCACAACAGGUUCCUUUGAGGAAAUACAGGCUUUAUGAGCAUGAUGUUAUAUAUUGAGCAGAAUCUUCCAUAAUGUGAAGUUAAUGGAGUUACUUGUAGCUUUUUUUUUGUAGAAGCACUCCACAUUUUUUACAUUGUAGUUAUGUGAACAAUCUGUGUAAAGA
Molecule: messenger RNA, 1866 nt
Organism: Tachysurus fulvidraco (yellow catfish)
Lineage: Eukaryota; Metazoa; Chordata; Actinopteri; Siluriformes; Bagridae
Product: programmed cell death 1 ligand 1-like
Exons: 5
Coding region: 388-891 (167 amino acids)
Biological process (GO): cell surface receptor signaling pathway; immune response; positive regulation of T cell proliferation
Cellular component (GO): external side of plasma membrane
Source: RefSeq, a predicted model, not a curated record